Thyridium curvatum is the source of this 4224-nucleotide messenger RNA. RefSeq lists its product as uncharacterized. Gene Ontology annotation, cellular component: intracellular membrane-bounded organelle. The transcript is spliced from 5 exons. The record is from RefSeq and is a predicted model, not a curated record. The annotation marks the transcript as partial. Lineage: Eukaryota; Fungi; Ascomycota; Sordariomycetes; Thyridiales; Thyridiaceae. Gene Ontology annotation, biological process: magnesium ion homeostasis.
AUGGCGAAACCCUCCUCGAGGCGGCCGCACAGCUCCUCGAGCCUCGGGGCCUACAAUGCCGUACGGACGACGGCUCUCGGCCUGGCCAAGGUCAUGUCCCUCGGGAUUUCUGCCGCCUCGGCCGCCCCUCUCGCUGCUCUCGAGCACAAGGACAACGAUGACCCGGAUGGCGAGGGCACGCCCAUGUGGAUCCUGCUGGUUGCGUCGAUGAUUCUGGUGCUGCUCGGCGGUGCCUUUGCCGGAUUGACUAUCGCGCUCAUGGGACAAGACGGUAUCUAUCUACAAGUUCUUGCGCGCGACGAGACCGAGCCACAACACAAGAACGCAGGAAGGGUAUUCAGACUACUACAGAGAGGAAAGCACUGGGUGCUCGUGACGCUGCUUCUUUCCAACGUAAUUGUCAACGAGACGCUGCCCGUCGUCCUGGACCGAUGCUUGGGAGGAGGUGUUGCCGCCGUCGUCGGCAGUACAUUCCUGAUUGUCAUCUUUGGCGAGGUUCUGCCCCAGUCUGUCUGCGUACGAUACGGCCUCCCCAUCGGCGGCUACAUGUCCAAGCCCGUCCUUCUGCUCAUGUGGCUUAUGGCUCCCAUCGCCUGGCCCACCGCCAAGCUCCUCGACUGGGUCCUGGGCGAGGACCACGGCACCGUCUACAAGAAGAGUGGUCUCAAGACUCUAGUCACCCUGCAUCGCUCUCUCGGCGAGGUCUCCGAGCGGUUGAACCAGGACGAAGUCACCAUCAUCAGCGCCGUGCUCGAUCUCAAGGAGAAGCCCGUUGAGAACGUCAUGACACCCAUGGAAGAUGUCUUUGUCAUGUCCGAGGACACGGUCUUGGACGAGAAGAUGAUGGACUUGAUUCUCUCCGCUGGCUACUCGAGAAUCCCCAUCCACGAACCUGGCAAACCCACCAACUUUGUCGGCAUGCUGCUCGUCAAAAUCCUCAUCACCUACGACCCCGAGGAUGCCAUGCGCGUCCAAGACUUCCCCCUCGCCACUCUGCCUGAAACUCGACCGGAGACCAGCUGCCUGGACAUUGUCAAUUUCUUCCAGGAGGGCAAGUCGCACAUGGUGCUGGUGUCUGAAUACCCUGGCGAGGACCACGGAGCUCUCGGUGUUGUCACGUUGGAGGACGUCAUCGAGGAGCUGAUUGGAGAGGAGAUCAUUGACGAAUCAGAUGUGUACAUUGAUGUUCACAAGGCCAUUCGACGUCUCGCCCCGGCACCUCACGCACGUAUACAGCGACGCCACUCGCAGAUUGGCGACGAGAACGGUAAAUCUAGCAAUGUCGUCGACGGAAAAGGCCAGGAAAAUGGUGAAGCUGCGCCCAUGAAUCGGAGUCAAUCGGCCGAGACUCGGCCUCUGUCCAGCAGCCCUCAGGCUGGUGGUACCUUCUUGACGCGGCGCAGCUCUGUUGGUCUCGACGGUCAGCCGUCUGGGGCGGGUGUGUCUGUCCGGGCGAAUUUGGAUGAUCUACGACAACAUCUCCGCCAUCUCGGCCCCUCGAAUCCUGCCCACAAUCCAAAGAACACGGCCUCAAAGACAGUCAAGGUCAAGCCUGGCAUCCCAGCUUCCGCCAGUACCGGGAGCAAUGUCGCUUCUUCGAAGAAGCCUCUCCAGGGAGAGGUCAUCUACGAGACCCAUCGCAACGACUAUCACCACGACCAUGACGAAGCUGACGAGUCGGCUCCUCUACUACGCCCGCCGCUGACCGCUAAGGAUGGAGUGCAGGCUCUUCACCAGAGCUACGGUUCCGCGAGACCACCGUCUUUCACCAGGUCCCCCGAGUCACGACCUGCUCUGACAGUGGAUAUCGAAGAUGUCGCCAUCAUCGAGACCCACGACCAUGCCACACAGACGACCAAGUCCGCCACUGCGACCCCGGCGGCGGAGAGCCCUGACGCAAGCGGAAGCCCGAACUCCGAGCUGGAGGAAGUACAGCGGUCGGCCCGGAGGUUAGGUGUGCGCAGCGGUAGCAUCACUGAGAACGUGGUCGAGUCUAGGGGCAUCCGCAAGGUGGUGCUCGAGGCGCACAGCUCGACCGAGGACGACGGCGACGAGGCGGCCUACCCGCACCAUCACAUGUCCGGGGUCUGGAGCCCCGGCGGACAGCACGCCGCCCGCAGUAAUAAGAGCUCGGGCAGUCUGAUCAGCGGUGGCAACGGCAGCGUUUCCGCCGUGGAGGAGGAGGAGGAGGAGGAGGAAAACGAAGGGUCGUCCGGCGGGAGCAAGACCGGAUACUCUCCGGCGGCAAAGGAGAACAACAAGCCUGGCGAGCAGAGUAGUAGUGGUGCUGGUGCUGGAGGUGCUGGAGGAGCAGCUAAGAAGAAGAACAGGAGGAAGAAGAGGAAGGGCAGCAAGUCGCGGAGCGGAAUAAGGAGUUUUGCUCUCCAUGACCAUAUCUUCCCGCUCCAGCCACCCCACGAGCUCCUUGACCAGCCCGGGCCCAGCACAGACAUAGUACUUCCUCCGUCCAUGCUGCCGCGCCUUGCCGUCCUUGUAUUCCAACACGUCCUCCCUGGUCAACCGGCCAGUCUUGAUGCUCCCCGUGCCGAGCUCCUCCAGCGUCUGGAGGAGACCCGCCUCCCACUCGCCGCCGGCCCUGGCGGCUGCCCCGGUCACGAACAACGUCGUCGCCCCGGCCAGCCCCGGGAUCCGCCUGAACGCGUCGACCGCCAACCCGAGGUCCUCGGCCCGCAGGGCCCAGAGGAGCCGCAGCGACGACCGACCCGCCGCCGCCGCCAGGACCCCGGGCGCCUGCGCCAGGAGGGGUGUGAUGCCCACGCCGCCCGUGACGUAGACGUGCUCGCACACCUCACCCGCUUCUUCUUCUUCUUCUUCUCCUUCUGCACCCGUGGUGGCCGUCGUUGUGGGGAUGGGGAUGCGGAACGCCUCCUCGCCGCCGAAGCCGAGGACGGGCACCUCGAGCCCGGCGCGCGGGUUCCGCGAGAACAGCCAGCCCGUCACGGGGCCGUGCCUGCGCACCGUGAUCUCGAACUCUGCGGUGGACGUCGUCAUCACACCGCCUUUCGCUGGCGGCGGUGGGGGAGGGGGAGGCGCGGCGCCACUGCUGCUGCUGCUGCUACUGUUGCUGCUGCUGCUGGAGACGGUAAACGUGCGGAUGUAGUCGUCGUUGAGGCUCUGCGGGUCGUCGUCCCGCAUGUGGCUGUACCCGGCGUCCAGGUCCUCCGAGAAGUCCAUCGUGACGUGCUGGCCCGGCAGCCAGGUCGGUAUGCUGUUGCUGCCGCUGCCGCGGACUCCUUCGAGCCGGAACGAGAACCGCGCGAUGCUGGGCGUCAGCACCUCCUUCUUGGUCAGCGUCGCCGUCGCCACGCCCGCCACCGCCGCUCCCGCACCGGACGCCCCUUCGGACGCGAGCUUCCGCACGGGAGGGCUGUAGGGGCUGAAGUCGACGGGCCCGCCGCCGCGGAAGGGCAAGCCGUCGGCCACGAAGCGGGCCUCGCGCACGUCGAUGCGGACGGCCAGCCUGGCGCGCGGCAGGUACGCCGCGGCCCGGUCGCCGACGAGGACGGCCGCCUCGCCGGUGAGGUAGAGCACGUCGCCCGAAUCAAAGUCGGGCACGGCGACGCCGACCUGCGGGCGCACGUGCAGGUUGCCGAGCGUCUGGUAGAGCCGGUUGCCCGAGAACUCCGGGUAGACGAGCGCGACGCCUCCUCCUCCUCCCGGCCCGUCGUCGUCGUUGCGCGCGACGCGCACGAACCCGGCCCCGCCGCCGCGGUGGUUGACGUCCAUGGUGCGGCCGUCGGUCGACGAGAGGAAGAAGAGGUCCGCGCGCGCGAGCAGGGCGACGGCCGCGGGCGGCAGCGGCAGGGCGUCGGACACGAGGCGCGGGGCCGGGACGUGCGGCCUCACGGCGCGCCGGUUGAGGUACUUGGGGCAGUUGCCCAGGCUGCCCUCGACCAGCAUCGCGAGCUGCACGUCGGCCAGCGCCUUCUCGCCGUCACCGCUGCCGCCGUCACCGCUCGUCUCCGCCAGCGCGCCCGCCAGCAGCCGGCCCUCGAGCUUGACCCUGUCCCUCGUCUCGAGGUCGAUGCUCAGCCCGGCCAUGAGCUGCCGCCGCUCCCCGCCGUCCCGGGGCGGCCUCACCGCCAGCGCGCCGUCGGCCUCCCUCUCGGCGCCGGCGAACAGCGCCCGCAGGACGGGGUCGUACCGCGCGUCGACGGCGCGGCCGGACACGCCGAGCACGCCCGGCGGCGCGAGGGGCUGCAU